UCCCUGACUAAGACAGGACUNNNCUCCUAUCUUGAGUGUGUAGCACAGCUUUACAUAAUUUUUACAUUUGUAUGUACUGAAUGCUAUCUGCUCACGACCAUGGCUUAUGACCGGUGUCUGGCCAUCCUCAGACCACUGCUCUAUGGAAACAUCAUGAGCCAGAACUAUUGUUCUUCAUUGGUGAUCACUGCCUGGGUAGGUGGGGCCAUCUACUCAGCCUUCCGCACUUCCAACACCUUCUCCCUCCCCUACUGUGGGCCCAAUGUCAUUGAGCACUUCUUCUGUGACAUCCCUCCAGUCAUGAGACUCUCCUGCACUGAUUACCAUGUCAAUGAGGAGGUGGGCUUUGUGGUGAGCAUCUGCACUGUCAUGAGCUCCUUAGUCCUCACGGUGGUCUCCUAUAUUGGCAUUGUGGCCACAGUUCUUCGUAUCCCCUCAGUGGAUGGCAGGUGGAAAGCCUUUUCUACCUGCUCCUCUCACCUGACCACGGUCAUCUUGUUUUAUGGAACUGGAAGCUUUGUGUACCUGAGGCCUGCCUCUCAGUACUCGCCGACCCUGGGUCGCCUGGCAUCUAUUUUCUACUCUGUAGUCACACCGUCUUUGAACCCAGUUGUCUAUUGCCUGAGGAACAAAGAUAUGAAGUUUGCUCUACAGAAACUUUAUUGUGGGAAGAAGUACUGA
Molecule: messenger RNA, 681 nt
Organism: Grammomys surdaster
Lineage: Eukaryota; Metazoa; Chordata; Mammalia; Rodentia; Muridae
Product: olfactory receptor 5A1-like
Exons: 2
Biological process (GO): G protein-coupled receptor signaling pathway
Cellular component (GO): membrane
Molecular function (GO): olfactory receptor activity; G protein-coupled receptor activity
Source: RefSeq, a predicted model, not a curated record